AUGAUCUCACUGUCACUGGAUGAUCUCACUGUCACUGGACGAUCUCACUGUCACUGGAUAACCUCACUGUCACUGGAUGAUCUCACUGUCACUGGACGAUUCCACUGUCACUGGAUGAUCUCACUGUCACUGGAUGAUCUCACUGUCACUGGACGAUUCCACUGUCACUGGAUAACCUCACUGUCACUGGAUGAUCUCACUGUCACUGGACGAUUCCACUGUCACUGGAUGAUCUCACUGUCACUGGAUGAUCUCACUGUCACUGGACGAUCUGUCAGUCACUGGAUGAUCUCACUGUCACUGGAUGAUCUCUCUGUAACUAGACAAUCUCUCAGUCACUGGACGAUCUCUCUAUCACUGGAUAACCUCACUGUCACUGGAUGA
Pelobates cultripes (western spadefoot toad) is the source of this 384-nucleotide messenger RNA. The record is from the annotation of a GenBank genome assembly. NCBI's taxonomy places the organism in Eukaryota, Metazoa, Chordata, Amphibia, Anura, Pelobatidae.